Molecule: messenger RNA, 465 nt
Organism: Penaeus monodon (black tiger shrimp)
Lineage: Eukaryota; Metazoa; Arthropoda; Malacostraca; Decapoda; Penaeidae
Exons: 3
Coding region: 148-465 (105 amino acids)
Source: RefSeq, a predicted model, not a curated record
UACAUGGAGUUAAGGUCAUCCUCGGAUAGCAACUACGCAUGAGCCGCUGUUGUGCUCCACUCGCCCCCGGCUUCCACUUUCGCGUUGGGCGUUUGUUGCGCAGCGGCUCCUCCUCCUCCUCCUCAAAGAUAACAAGAAGACUGCAAAAUGGUGGCAGAGGUGGAAAUCCACGCCGAAGUCGUGGAGCAGUACCAGCGUGACGGCGCCGUUCUAGUGAAGAGCGUGUUCUCUCCGUCUUGGGUGAACAAAGUUCGGGACGGAAUAAUGAAAAAUCUAGAGAAACCUUCUCAAUACUCAGAGCGUCUUGUUGCAAAGGAAGGUGAGGGCGCAUACUUUGACGAUUACUGCAACUGGUCAUGGAUAGAAGAAUUUCGUGAUUAUAUAUUCAAUUCUCCUGCCUCCUACCUGCUGCCACUUCAUGAACAUCAUCAGAAGUAUCGUUCUACCACGAGCACUACUCAAUAA